AGUGGUUGGAGGAUAUAAUACAAAGUUACACUAGAUGUUAUUUUGGGCAGUUUAGUAAUGUAUGGACCACAAAAGGGUUAUUGGAAAUAAGGUUGAUCACAAAAAUAUAGGAAGCUGUCCCAAUGUGAUAAUGCCUUCUAUCUAUUUCUGACAUUUCUCUUAUCUCUUUUGUUUCUUCUCCCAAAAAAAAAAAAGAAAAAAAAAAGGGCCAAUAUCUUCUUCAUUCUAGAAAAAAGAAACUGCAUUUACUUCCUAUGGAAUGUUAAGGAAACAUUUAAUCAUAUUUUCUGCUUUUCACAGGUUCUUUCAAUCCCCUCCUUUACGGCAUUUUGAGAGUUGAAAGAAAUGUACUCUGGUGGUUAUACUGCAGAGGUCACUUGCUUAUCUCCCAAUGCAACUGAGAAGGAUAUUUAUGAUUUUUUCACUCAUUGUGGUGCUGUUGAGAACGUUGAAAUCAUCAGGUCUGGUGAAUAUGCCUGUACUGCAUAUGUGACAUUCAGAGAUGCUUAUGCUUUUGAAACCGCUGUGUUGCUCACCGGAGCUACAAUUGUCGACCAACACGUCCACAUAUCACCCUGGGGCUCAUAUAUGGCUGAAUAUGACCCUUGGAGCAGCUCUUCUUGGAAUCCUGAUGACAAUUUUAGCUCAACGCAGGUUUACCAUACAGAUCAAUUUGUCUCUUCCCCUGGUGAGGCAGUGACAGUAGUCAAAACUAUGCUAGCCAAAGGUUAUGUUUUAGGCAAAGACGCGUUAAUCAAGGCUAAGGCUUUGGACGAGUCACACCGAGUUUCAGCCACCGCAGCAGCCAAGUUUACAGAGCUUAGCGACAGGCUUGGCCUCACGGACACAAUCUAUUCAAGCAUGGAAACUGUUAAAUCUGUGGACGAGAGAUUCCAUGUCUCAGAUAUCACCAGGUCAGCUGCUUUUGUUACCGGGACAGCCGCUGUGACAGCAGCAUCCGUCACGGGAAGAGCUGCCAUGGCAGCUGGUAGUGCUGUGGCCAACAGCAGCUACUUUGCCAAGGGAGCACUUUGGGUUUCGGACAUGCUAAAUCGCGCAGCCAAGGCUGCGUCUGAACUCGGUGGUCAUGAUGGUAAAUAAGUUGCGAUAUGAAACCAUGUUGUGUAAUCUUUUGUCCCAUUUUCACAAUUGUACAAAUAAAUCGUCUUUUGUUUGUGCAGUACAGACAAGCUUAGUCUCUUAUAAACACAUAAUUUGCUGCGGUUUUGGAACAUACCCUUCUAUAGCCUCUUUCGAUGGACUCUGUCAAUACAUAAUAAAACACAUUUGUUUUUGGUUUU
This is a messenger RNA of Morus notabilis, 1301 nucleotides long. Its product is annotated as binding partner of ACD11 1. Gene Ontology annotation, molecular function: RNA binding. The coding region runs from base 346 to 1101 and encodes 251 amino acids. NCBI's taxonomy places the organism in Eukaryota, Viridiplantae, Streptophyta, Magnoliopsida, Rosales, Moraceae. The record is from RefSeq and is a predicted model, not a curated record. The transcript has 4 exons.